UUGGGUUUCGCACGGAAGGAUUUUCAGGUCGGACUCGGUUGUUGCUUGCAUCUUUCAGGACAGAAACUGCACUGCAGGUGGAGGGAUGAGUCUCUCCCCUGUGAUUGGCACAGAAGUGCCAGAAACAGCUAACGGGCUUGUGACACCCGUCUCCUCGGAAAACGGCCCUCACGUUCCAGUCUCAGUUAAAUGUGGGGGGAGCAGAGUGCCCUGUCCUGGGGAGGCAUCAGAGGACGAGUCCCUCGGACACACAGAGAACCAUGUAGGCGGGGAAAACAGAGUUUACGAUGGCGAAGGCUGCUUGGACACAGACAUGGACAAUAAUGAGAGAACAACUAGUUUAUCAUCACACACCCCUUGUGUGACAGACCCCUCCCUCCCUGCAGCUACAUGCACAGCAGACUCUGAAUCAGGCUCCAAAGACACAGACUUUCCUGAGGCCUCUAACACUGUCGAGCCUCCUGGUGCAGCUCUGCUGUGGGACUCACCACACCAAGCACACGCCAAAGACCUAUCUCAGCAAGGGGGCCCUGCCGCCGCAUACAGGCAGCUGACAGAAGCGGAGAUUCAGGAUGGAGGCACUGAAAGCCGAGAUGAUGAGGAAGAUGGAGAGAAGGAGAAACAAGAUGAGGAGGAGGAUGAGAAGAAUGAAAAAAAGUGGAGGCAUCAGCAUGCAGAAGGGAGAAAAGAGGUGGAGUCUUUACGACACUACUCCUCCUCAGCGCCAGGUCCCAGCACCUCCUCUUCCUCUCCUCUACCUCCUCUUCUUCCCUCAGAUGACGCCCCCUGCCCUCCCCAUGUCAUGGCCCAGGUUUGGGUCCGCAACGUCCGAGGGAUGCAGGACAGCAAAAGCCUGGAUGAAAUCAGCCAAGCAUGUGGAGGUGGUUCGGGGGCCCGGGGAGGGGGCAGAGGAGGCCAAUCAGAGGGUCGACGGGCCACAAUCUCCUCCGCUCUGGAGCUAGAGGGGACGGUCAGCCACGAGGGAGACCUGACUAACUUCAUCACCAAGAACCUGGAGCAGAAGAUCAAGAUGAGCUCUAAGCCCAGUCUGGACUGCAGUGACUCGGACUGUUCAGGUCCCAUCUACGGUGGCCGGGGGUUGUCACGGAGACCAGCGGAUAUCCCACCCAUUGAUCCUGCCGUCCUAUUGGACCUUCAGAGACACACCCAGGAAGUGGCGCACAGUGUGGAGAUGAUGAUGCGGAGCCUCAAUGGGACCAUCCAGAAUAUGACAGCUCUGAGUGUGGGCUACAUCCAGACCUACAGAGACUCAGUUGACAGUCUGGGAGAGUCUGUGGACAUGAGUAUAAAGGGCAUGUACACACUCAUGGCUCGUUGCGAGGAGUUGGAUCGUUCCAUGCAGCCCAUACACACCCUGGCUGCACAAAUCCGUGACAUCAAACGAACCCUGGAUGCUCUGGAGGCGAUCUGCAAGUAACCCCGGCUUUGCGGUACGAACACACAUCCCAGCUGCAAAGAUCCGACAUCAAGCACAUCCCACGAGGCUGUCUGCAAGUAAACCCCACCCUUCUGCAGGUAGCGCACACACACUGCAGCGAAGAUUAAGUGCACCUCCGGAUUCCUGGAAACAUUGCGACUAGGCAUGCUGGGUGAUUGGCGCUCAUAGUCCCUCUGCUUGUUCAUCAUCUGAAGAUGACCGUGUUUGUGUAGUGAGAUCUCAGAUUAAUUGCGCUUGAUUCGCUCUCGGGGCUGAGCUUGUUUUUUUUUUUUUUUUUUAAAGCAAUCUCACUUCCUCUAAUGAAGUUGUCGUGUAAUAAAAUCUCACAGAUUAACUCUUUUUGGAGACACUUGGUCAAGUGCCCCGAACACACAGACACACACAGAUCUCCGACGGUGUCAAUAGACGCCCUCUUCUUCUACUUUGCAGACAAAGGAGGAAAUGUGUGGUGUUAUCCGUCCAGCCCGCUUGGUUCAGAUUGCACUAAUCUCUCCUCACCACAUGUGGGCGAUGUUUCUCUCUCUGUCUCUCUCUUCGCUUAUGGAGCUGUCUGUAUGAACUGCUCAGAAGAUGGUGACUUUUGGACAGGAACAGAAAGUCUAUUUUUUAAUCUUAUGCAACAAAGAUCAGAUUCUUUCACUGCAGGCUAAACGAGGGGACGGGAGAAUCGUGUGUCAGUCUGUCUGUCUUUUUUUGUGUUUAUUUAUUUCAUUUUUGCAGCAUGCAUACAUUCUGCGUCACUGGGAACUGACCUGUACAACCAGAUUUUUGGUCACCGAAUAGUUUAAGCACAAUGUUUACAAGUUUAAACAUGUUGCUCAAAUGCUGCUUGAAGGUACUUGUUGAAGGAAAUUGGAGUGUUUCACUUUUUCUACUCUUUCAGACUGUCCAUCAAUUUAAAAUUUCAAACUUUCA
Thunnus maccoyii (southern bluefin tuna) is the source of this 2374-nucleotide messenger RNA. RefSeq names its product BLOC-1 related complex subunit 6 (gene borcs6). The transcript is spliced from 7 exons. Gene Ontology annotation, cellular component: BORC complex. Gene Ontology annotation, biological process: lysosome localization. NCBI's taxonomy places the organism in Eukaryota, Metazoa, Chordata, Actinopteri, Scombriformes, Scombridae. The record is from RefSeq and is a predicted model, not a curated record. Bases 86 to 1438 code for a protein of 450 amino acids.